UAAUUCGGUCACUAAUGCUCAAAAAGAACCGUUGGCGAUUUUAUGGGAGGUAGAAGAUAAAAAAGUACUCGAGUUAUUGAAUGUUGAAAAGAAAUUAAUCAUGGUGGAUGGAAUCUUACAGCCAUUAUUAGACAAGUUUAGUUCAAGCUUUGGAGGAUCUUACAUAGAUGUAUUCAAGGAAAAAGUAUUUAUUAAUACACUAGAUUUUUCUAAAACUAAGAAUAUAGAAUCCACGUCUGAGAUAAAGCCGUAUAAAAAUUUAUUAGAAUUCAAACCUGCAUCCAAUUCUCUAGUUGAAUUAAGAUCCAAGUUUCAAACAAUAUGUAAAAUAGCUGAACAAAAUCUCCCAAAAAACGUAGAAAUAUUUAUUGAUAUGGAACAAAAUAAUGUAGUUGUACAGAUAAAACGCAAACUUGGUGAUAGAAAAUUUAUUGAUAGCAUCAUGCCACUUAAACCGCUAAUCAUAUUUGUGAGAGAACAAACAUCACCAUCUAAUUCAAGUCAAUCAUCUAAUUCAAAGCUUAUGACGGAUAUGAUAUUUGCAGAUAUGAUUAAUAUCGGAGGUGAUAGCGGAGGGAGUGUGUUUACUUAUUCGAAUGAUUUAAGAUCAGUAAACUUAGUUGGUAUAUUGAGUUCAGGUAACCUUGGAGUGAAACGUAAUGUUAUUAGUACAAUUCAACCAUUAAAAGUAAUUCUCGAGACAUUAGAUCUAGUACUUGUUGUAUUAGGUCAAGUAGUCCAUGUUUAA
Molecule: messenger RNA, 748 nt
Organism: Racocetra persica
Lineage: Eukaryota; Fungi; Glomeromycota; Glomeromycetes; Diversisporales; Gigasporaceae
Source: the annotation of a GenBank genome assembly